ACAUAUGAGAAACGUGUCAUCUCUCUUUCUUUCUCUCUCUCUCUCUCUCUCUCUCUCUCUCUCUCUCUCUCUCUCUCUCUCUCUCUCUCUCUCUCGUAGUUUUGAAAUGUAGUGGGAGAGACAGGACGAGAAUAUGAUAACGACCGCACUCUGACCAUACCUUAUCCUGUCACCGAGAGGAUGUGACAUCGACGCUAACGUCGAUUAUAUAUAUAUACAUACUAUAUAUAGUGCAUUUCUAAAAUUCAUAUAUAGUAAUUAUGAAAUUAUGUUCAAAGUAUUCCAUCUCUUAUGAUUCGAGAAAAAAAACAAACGGAAAUAUGUCACGUCGGAAUAAACCAAUAAAAAUUACUGCUGUGGGAGAUGGAAUGGUUGGAAAGACAUGUAUGCUUAUUACGUAUACAACGAAAAAGUUUCCAACAGAAUAUGUGCCUACCGUCUUCGACAAUUAUGCAGAUAUUAUUCGUUUAGAUAGUCAAGAAUUUGAUAUAACGCUUUGGGAUACAGCUGGUCAAGAAGAUUACGAACGUCUUCGACCAUUGUCGUAUCCGAAUACCGAUUGUUUUUUACUUUGUUUCUCGAUCAGUGCUCGUAGUUCUUAUGAAAAUGUCGCGAGUAAAUGGUAUCCAGAGAUAAAACAUCAUUGCCCUCAUGUGCCGAUAAUUCUUGUCGGUACUAAAAGCGAUCUCAGAAAUCAAGACAAUUUAGAUAUAAUAACUCCUCAGGAAUGUAAAAAAAUGAAAAAUAAAAUCAAAGCUUCGAAAUACGUCGAAUGUUCGGCUGUAAAGCAGGAAGGCUUGGAAAACGUCUUCAUAGAGGCUAUUAGAGCGGUUUUGAAAAAACCGCCAUCUAGGAAACUCUGUUAUAUAUUUUAAUAAAAAAAAAAAAAAAAAA
Messenger RNA from Vespa mandarinia (Asian giant hornet), 894 nucleotides. Its product is annotated as ras-like GTP-binding protein RhoL. Gene Ontology annotation, molecular function: GTPase activity; GTP binding. Lineage: Eukaryota; Metazoa; Arthropoda; Insecta; Hymenoptera; Vespidae. The record is from RefSeq and is a predicted model, not a curated record. Gene Ontology annotation, biological process: small GTPase-mediated signal transduction.